AUACUUGGCGACGGGACCACGGAUUGUCAAUCAACCAGACUCAUGAUACCACAGCCACGCCAUUUCUCAUGGCCAUGGAUUAUUCAGACGCGGCUUAUUGUCCUCGCCUCGGACUUGGACGACGAGUGACACGAGUCAACAGCGCCCAGGAUGGUUUAGUGCGUGUCGGUGCUCGAGUGGGAUGCGCCGGCGUGUUGUGUGGGAUGAUGACCUCCCAUCUUAUGCCGAUGGAAUGUGGGCGCUUCAAAGUCCAAAACAUCGCCUUUAGGACCAAAGUUGACAAAUCCGUCAAUUCCAUUCGGUUCGGAAUUAAUUGAGAACCCGCAAAGCCGAUGCCAGGCCCCUUGACACGUCAGCAAACGGCCGUACAUGCCCUCUCCACCACCUCGCACUGCUCGCAGCACCCGCAGUUCCCCAUCUAUGCCCUCCUCCGCAGCGCCAGAGGCUGCUCCAUCGCAUGCCUGCCACUGCGGCAAGGUCUUCUUGCGCAAGGAGCACCUUCGUCGCCAUCAGGCCACCCACUCUCAGCCGUCUUUUCAAUGCCCCACGUGCGGACGCUCCUUCACCAGGAACGACGUACUCAAGCGACAUCUUGUCGUGCACGCCUCGCGCAACGGCAAAGGCUCUGCGAAAAGCUGGCGAGCGUGUGAUGCUUGCCACGAGAACAAGACCAAGUGUGAUGGAGGCACGCCUUGCGGAUUCUGUGUCAAAAAGGACCUGCGCUGCACCACGGACCGCCCUGGAAAGGAUGACUUGACGCGGUCGCAUGAAUCUGAGGCUACCGGAAACCUAGCAACAGAAACACCCGUCCAACAAGAGGGCCGGGACGAAAGAGCAUCAGAACCUGUGUCACAAGAUGCAGAUCGAGAACCACUGGAUCAGUCGUUCGUCGAGCAGGGUAUUGCCCAAGCUGGUCUCUCCUGCAUUCUCAAGGCCGUGUCAUCUAUAUCGGCCGGCGUUGAAUGGACCCCAGAGUCACGGCCGCACGAGCGUUAUGAUGAAUGGAUGUCAUGCUGCUUGGACCAAUAUCUGGGCAGAUUCCACGAGAGGUGGCCUGUCGUCCAUUCGCCGACUUUUGACCGCACGACAGACAAUGCCUUGCUGGUCAGUUCAAUGACCAUGGUGGGUUCCUGGUAUCACGACGGCUUGCUCGUGAAGGACAGCUUAAUUGCUAUCAACGACAAGAUCACGAGCCACGUAACCAAGUUGCUGGCCAACGAUGACUUGGACGAGAGCAAGGCCUGGCCGUUCGAAACGUAUCAGAUUGGUCUGCUUAAUAUUAUUUUCGCUUUUGAAACCGGUCAACGGUGGCAGUUCGCCCCAGCAAGACGACUACUCAAUCUCAUCUUGAACUCUUUCCGGCACCGCCGCAUCUUCGAUCCAGAUUCUCUCGAAAAUCACAGAAAAGUACAUCAUCCGGGGAAAUUUGAACCUUGGGUUCACAAUCAGCGGAGCCAGUGGAAAAACCUCUCUGCCGUUGCAUUCAAAAUCGACACGUAUUUCGCCCUCUUGUUCAAAGAUCCACGUAUUCUUCAUGCCGAAGAAAUCGAACUGAGCCUCCCCUGCACCUUUGCUUCCGAGAAUGCCGCGGGCAUCGUUCGAUUCUUCCAGCGUCUCAAACGAGAGCCGCCUGAGAGGGAGCACAUCACCGUGGCCGACUAUGUGCUCUACCCGGAAAGGUUCGAGGAGCAAAUGAGUCACACCGCUCUCGAAGACAUCAACCUCGGACUCCUUGGUUGCUACCGUGACAUCUGGCGACAUAUGCAAAAUCGAAGAAGUCAUUGCCAAAUCCGGAUGGUCUUGGCAGGGCCACUCUCCGAGAGACUCGAGCUAUGGAAAUCAAAAUUAGACACCAUUUCACGGACACUAGGCGGAGCAAGCAACACCGACGAUACGGACAACGCCGUCCGAAGCCUCGCCAUGUCCUACCUAUGCCUGGAAGAACCAGGCGACCCGGGCUGGGAGGCGUCCGUGCUGGCGCGCAUGGCAGCGCACUUUAUGAACGCGACAAUGCUGUACCACAUGCUGCACAUGCACUUGAGGAUGGAUGGGCGCGUUGUCUAUGCCUUCGCCAUCGGCCGGUGGAGUCUUGGGAACACCGCCCACGUGCCCCAGAGUCUGUUCAACACGGCCGCGUUGCAGGUCUGGGCUCGUUUACCGCCUGGCAGGGCUGCUGUCGUCCAGGCACUGCUCGCUCUUCGAAGCUACGAGAACGGCGCCGCCAUGACUGCAGGUGGCAUUAACCUGUGCUCGGAUCCGAUUGCGCACGUCACCUUGGCCACAGCCGGCAUGGUGCUGCGAGCUUGGUUCCAGGGGAGGGACGUUGGCUGCUGGUGCUGCCCCGAUAAUACUAUGGCGCUUCCCGAGCUGAAUCUGGACGAUGCCCAUGGCUGGAUAGAGCAUGGUGUGUCCGUGGCCGUGGCGGGCGUGGCCUUGUGCCGAUGUCAGUGGACAUACUGGAUGGGGAGAUGCGUGGAGGCUCUGGUCAAGGGAGCUGCCCUGUGGGAACUGCGAGCCGAUGUGAUUGAGGCUCUGCAGAAGCCGAUACCAUCUUGUUCUUUGGAUUCAGCCUAGGCUCAGGGGAGGCCCAUGUCGCCAAUUACUCUGCACGUGGGAGCUCUGGUUAACUGAACAUUUCAUCACGGAACGUUGCCAACAUAUCAAGUCUGCGCCUGGUGACUGUCCUGCAACAAAUUCAAAUUUUC
Messenger RNA from Emericellopsis atlantica, 2705 nucleotides. RefSeq lists its product as uncharacterized. The record is from RefSeq and is a predicted model, not a curated record. The coding region runs from base 370 to 2574 and encodes 734 amino acids. The transcript is spliced from 4 exons. Gene Ontology annotation, biological process: DNA-templated transcription; regulation of transcription by RNA polymerase II. Lineage: Eukaryota; Fungi; Ascomycota; Sordariomycetes; Hypocreales; Bionectriaceae. Gene Ontology annotation, cellular component: chromatin. Gene Ontology annotation, molecular function: RNA polymerase II cis-regulatory region sequence-specific DNA binding; DNA-binding transcription factor activity, RNA polymerase II-specific; zinc ion binding.